Messenger RNA from Epinephelus fuscoguttatus (brown-marbled grouper), 5172 nucleotides. Its product is annotated as coiled-coil domain-containing protein 9B. NCBI's taxonomy places the organism in Eukaryota, Metazoa, Chordata, Actinopteri, Perciformes, Serranidae. The coding region runs from base 258 to 1952 and encodes 564 amino acids. The transcript has 14 exons. The record is from RefSeq and is a predicted model, not a curated record.
CGAGAGGGAGUGUGAGAGCAUAUGUGCAGGAGGGUGGGAGGGCUGGAGAGGGAGUGAGGGAGAGAGAGAGAGGGAGAGGACAAGCGGAUGGGUGCUGUGAAAUCCGUUAACAGGGGAGCUCUGUGCAUUUGUUAGACGUCUUGGCUGCUUGCCCAACUUGGCUCAUUGUAAUCGAGGCAUGAUCGUCGACUCCAGGCAGCCCUCUCUGCCGCCUCGGCUGCCUCGCGCCUGGACCCACCCCAGCUCUCACCGCUGACAUGGAAAGACCCACCCCCACUGACAUGAUGCCCAAGAGGGAUCAUGAGAGGGACCUGGAGCUGGACAAGAAGAUCGAGGCUCUCCGCAGAAAGAAUGAAGCACUCAUGAAGAGGCACAAGGAGGUGGAAGAGGACAGAAAAAGGGCAGAGGAAGAAGGAAUGGCGCUGCAGAGCCGAAAGGGCAAAGCUGAGGAUCUUUCCAUCACAAUCAGCAAGUCCACCAGUGACAGUCGCGUGGUGGUGACGAAACCAUUCAGCGGUGGCUCACCAGCUGGGAAAGGACAGCAGGAGGCUGGGCCUGACAAGGGGGGAGACGGCGUUUCGCAGGGUGCUGGUCGAGGCCACAGAAAGCAGCUAAUGGUCACUAUGGCUGGCAAAAAGGGUAAGAGGGUGGUGAGUGAGAGGCCAGAGAAGAGGCCAGGCACUGCGGACAUCAAGAGCCCUACAGAUGACGGACAGGCGAGGCGUGUGGAGUCAGCUGGGAGGGGAAAGCAGCCACCUCACAUGACUAGGAGAGACACGGCAGCACAGGAUGAGGUUAAACAAGGGCAGAAGCACACCGAGGAGCAGCACAGGCUUUCAGAGCAAUGCCAGGAGCCCGAGAGCCCGCAGGCCAGCACAGACCUCAACAUCCCCACAUCAAAAGAGGAGCAGGAGGAGUACAUGCGGUGGAAGAGGGAGCGUGAGCAGAUUGACAGGGAGAGAGUGGCACGCCACAAAAACGCCAAGGGCCAGUGGAGACGGGCGUGGGACAUGGACAAAACGGAGAACAUGUUUUCAGACAAAUCCAUCCCCGACAGAGACUGGGGGGCUUCCAGCAGAGGUGGACGAAAUGCUAGAAGAGGGCAGUCCAGGGCAGGUCACGAGAAGCGAGGCAAGGACAAGGGAGCUAAAAACGUGCUAGUGAUGGGAAGUAAAGCAAAAGGCAUAGAUCGUCUGACUGGGAGAGCCAGGAGAUGGCAGGCAAAUGAAGAUGGAGAGAGACUACAGUCUUCUGACACGACAUUAGAGGAAUUCUUGGAGGAACUCGACGCCCUCACAGAUCCUGAGUUAGAAAAUCUGAAGGAUGAGGACUUGAAAAUGAAGCUGUCGCCCAGCCCAGAUUCACUGCGUACAUCUGAGGAAGUGAGUGGAUCCACAGAUUCCCCGAGAGAGGACACCCCCACUCAGGGGAAGGCAGAGGCCUCGUCCCCUCGGGGCUUGGAGAAGAAAGUACGCUUCUCAGAGGAACUCAUCCAGGGGGCUCAUACCACAGGCUCUCAGGACUCUGCCAGCUCAGAAUCGAGAAGUGCGAGCUCCUUAAAAGCUUCCUCACCGAAAAAAAAGCAACAAAAAGCGCAGGAGCCGCAGCAGCCUCUUGAAAGUGCCAAGCAGGACGAUGCUAGUCCGCAAGAUCAGGGAGGUGGUCCAUCUGCACCUCCUGUUGCCCCACAGCAGGCUCCUGAAACUGAAUGUACUAAACAAGACAGCACCCUCCCCCAAACUCCCAGCUCCCCCUCUACUGAAAAAGCCUGCACCUCUCUACAGGAGAGCUCUGUGCAGCCUGUAGAGCUCGCCAAGUGCAACAUCAGCAACACAAACACAGAGGAACUAAUAGACUCCGGUCUGUCUGUCCUGAGCCUGGAGUCAGGAGAAACACACCCAACACACUCCACCAGCAGCGACAAGGCAAGAGAGCAUGGGAAGAUUGUUUGACAUUUUCGGGAUGUAAAUACAGAAACCAAAUGACAGCGACACAGAGCCUUCGCCUCUUUGUAUUUGCAUUGCGCUUCAGGUAGCUCGUUUGAGGUACCCUGUUUAUGGCUUACACACAAAACCAUGGUUUGUAUACUUUGCUGUGGCGUGUCCCACCUGUGGAAGUUUUCAAAUUGUCUAAAAUUUGAUGAAGGAAUGGUCGAACAUUUUUCCUGCUCAAAUAUUUUUUUACAUCCAAGCACUUUAUGAGUAUGAAAGCAUGAGUACUGACACGUGGAUUCAGUAUGUUGGUACGCUGCUUGAGUGCAAUAUCAUUGAAUGUUUACAUUUGUAUCAAGAUUUCAAGGUACAUAUCAGGAGGCUAGCUAAUCCGUUACACUUUGAUAGCCCUUGAAAAUUCAGCCACAGUCAAAUUAUCUAGUGCCUGAUUCUGCCUUCAAGGUAUUUUCAAUUAAAGAAAUGAAGUCUGUGUUAUAUAACGAUACAGUAGUGACAGUCUGUACUUCUGCACUCAGAACUGUGUGAGUAGAUAUUGUUUAUUAACUCCUUCCAGUAUCGGUCAUUAGCCUUUCACCAAUCAGAAAUCAAUACACUAUUGAAGGGCAUAUUUGAGACUUAUCGUCUAAUCGGCCACUGACAUUGUUUAUAAAAUUUUCUAGCUGACAUAAACGUUUUUGUUAUUUAGAACAUUUAAAGGGGCACUCCAUCCAUUUUAGACAUCAAGCUCAGUUAGCUAACUCAUCAGUGCUACUCACCUUAGAGAAACAGUAGUGCAAUGUCUUCUGUGGCUCUGGAGGAGCUUCAUCAAGUGGGACAAAAUAACCCUGAUGAUGUCACAGUGAUGUCAUCACAGUUACCUCAAUUGCAAAAUCAUAGAUUGAGCCCAGAUAGAGCCCACAUUAAAAAAUGGAGGGAUAGUAUGUCUUUGUAGAUGAUCUUACAAAGAUAUACUAUCAAGGUGCAUUAUGGGAAGUGUAGUACCCAGUUUUUUGGCGCUCGGCCCAUCCUAGGAACCUAAAGUCAGGAUAUCCAACCAGAUCUCAAUCCUCAUCUGUGGCAGUUUUAGACACCUAGAGCAACUGAUGCAGUGUAAAGAGAGAGGAAGUCCACGAAAGGAUGAGGUUUGGGUUGAUGGAUAGGUCUAACAAAUACAAGACUUUCACCCAGGAGACCACCUGUUUGUGUCCCAUCUGAAACCAAAAGUCAGUGUUAUUUUUUUUUAGUUUUUUUAGACAACAUUCCGUAGAAUACGUCAAGAUAAGUUACGUUACAAAAGUAGUUAUUUUAUCCCAAACCAUGAUCUUUUUUUCUAAUCCUAACCAAGUAUUUUUGUUGCCUAAACUUAAGGUAGUUUUGGUGACAAAGCCUACAUUUCCUGUGAACACAGAUGUUUAUUUUGAAAAGACGCUAAGCACAUCAAGACUAGAAAUUGACAUGGAAACUGACACAUGGAAACUGAUACAUCUAAAACUGAUGCUAGAGGGGUACAUGGAGCAUCAUAGUUUGAAGAGUAGGAGCACUGACCAAUCUGCCCUAUUUUGAUGAGUUAGAAGUGACAACAUGUUGGAAUGUCUCAGUCUAUGCUACAUUGCUUUUGACAUUGUAAUUUUAAUCCAUGUCUGUAAAGUCCCCAGACUGUUUAUAGAAAUACAGAUCUAAAUCGUUGGAGUGCCCCUUUAAUGCUAAGCUAACAUCCAGCUAAUAGCAAAAUCCAUAUUACUGGCAUAAACAUAUUUUGCUUGACUGAUGUUCAGUAACACUGCGGAACUAGAAUCUCAAACUUGCCCUUUAACAUAUUGUCAUUUUGUUCCAUAAAGUUGGCACAGCUGAAUCCCAAUUAUCUGUCUUCCUCAGACACUUGUAUGUUCAAUAUGGAAUUGUUAUGUAUGUCUAUAAUUUUACAAAUUUGAACAGUUAACAGCAGAGACAUAAAAGUCAAUGUUUUGUGAUUCGAAAACUAAUUUGGGGACUAAAAUUACUAUUUUCUUUAAUAGUUUGCUCAUGCUGUUUUUAAACAACCAGUGUAAAGCAUCCCGGUACAUAACAGUCCCCACCCUUUUUCUCUGUUGAGACUUUUGGCCCCUGUGGGACCGAUGAAAUUGACGGCUCAGCCUUUUGUCCACAGUCAAAACACUGGGCCUGUUGACAUUGUUUUGUCAUUUCUUCUCUUUUAUAAUCAUGAAAGACAAGAAAUAUUUUUGAAAAGCUGAUGGAGCUUAAAGAAUUUCGCCAGUUGUUGUGCCUUGCAUAUCGGCUUCUUCAGAUAAUGAAGGUGUACCUUUACGUCAUGGCUUGUACCAUAACAUACAGUCGCGUUUAAUGUACUGUACUAACAGUUCAGCAUUGAUUUUUAUUUAUUUGCCUCUUCAUUUGGACAACAGAAUGUUAACUCAAAUGAUCUAAACAAUGUCCGUGUGCAUUGUAGUAGCUGUUUUUUCUUCUUCUCUGUGACAUAUAUGGAUUUGUUUUUAUUUAUUGCCAGUCUCUGGUUUUAUUUUUGGUAUCAAGUGACAACUAUAAUAAGAAGCCUUACAAGAACUCUGUCCUCAAAGACGUUUUUGGCUUUUGUCAGUGCUACAGUAUAGUAAACAGUUAUGUAACCGAAAGUAGAGAACAUAGUGGACAUGCUCUGAGCUGCGGAGCCCUGUCAGCUUCGACAGUGGUUACAUAAAAUACAAAUCAUCAGGAAUCUAGUAGAAGCACACUGAAAAACAUCAAGAAGCGAGUUACAAGGUUUGAGGCCAGUCUAAACAUAAAUAAAGAACAAGUGCUGUGUUUGAGUCGGGGCCUUAUUCUAUAUUAUAUAUGGAUAGAAAGUGAAGGAAACUGUACAGAUUACCUCUGAAAUAUUUAAAAUUCCCUGUGGGAUUCAAUUUAGUGAGAUGAAAGUUAGGACCUACAACCAUAGAGCAGUUGUACUUUUGUCCUUGUUUAGCAUUUAGUUAGUAGACAUCUGCAUUUUCACCUCGCUUGAAUGUCAAAUUUAGGAGGUGGUUGUAAUUGUCCUGUUCCACCUGGGUGUACACUGCUGUCCUCCAUGUUUUCACAUCCACUCAUACGGAAGGAAUAAUCGUGAGUGGCUGUGUAUGAGUGUGUGUGUGUGUCAAGGUUUGAUCCAUGCUAAUUUAAAUCUGUGUGCAACAUAGCUUAAUUUACUGUAGAUAAAUUUGGAAGGAGGCAUACAGAACAUCAAUAAAGUUUUUCUGUAUUUCAAACAUCA